GAAAAUGCAGAGUUAAUGAGGCUUCUGGUGGAGAAGGAUUCGUUAUACAUGCAGCAGGAUUCGAUGCUUGUGGAUAUUGAAGAUAUGAUACAGCAUGAAAGUAACUCAGAAUCGUUGAAUUCACCCGAUUUUUUGAAAGUGCAACCAAGCAGCUCAUCAUCUAUGGCUACAACCAAAUUGCGCAUUUUGAAACGUUGA
Molecule: messenger RNA, 198 nt
Organism: Gongylonema pulchrum
Lineage: Eukaryota; Metazoa; Nematoda; Chromadorea; Rhabditida; Gongylonematidae
Source: the annotation of a GenBank genome assembly